AUGAGACAAAUAUUCCUCAACAGAAACUACAAGAACGAUCUGAGCUUCAACGUUCGUCUGAACGUGUGGACGUUGAAGAUAAUCGGCUCCUGGCCGAGAUCUAUAGAUCGUUCCUGGUUAGAGAACAGCCAGCAUAUUCUCUUAAACGUACUCAGUCACUGUUUGCUCGGUUUCAUCGUGAUACCGACCGGCAUGUUCGCGAUCCUCGUAGUCGAGGAUUUUUACGACCAAUUAAAGAUCUGUAGCGCUCUGAGCUUCUUCAUGAUGGCGUUCACGAAGUACGUGAUCAUGACUGUCCGCGAGGGUGACAUACGGAAGUGUGUCGAGUACGUCGAGGCUGAUUGGAGAAACGUGGAGCACGAGGAGGACAGGAAGAUCAUGUUGGACAACGCGAGUUUCGCCAGGAAACUGAUCGUGAUAUGCGGAGCUUUCAUGUACGGAGGUGUAAUUUUCUAUUACAUCGCUUUGCCGCUCACUCGAGACAAGGUCGUCGAGGAGGGUGGCAAUUUGACGUACAGAAGGCUGGUUUAUCCUGUUCCUAAGUUCAUUCUGGACGUUCGAUACAGUCCUGUGAAUGAGAUUUUUUAUACGGUACAAUUGUUGUCGGGUUUCGUUGCUCAUAAUAUCACGGUUGGGGCUUGCGGUUUGGCCGCGCUGCUCGCGAUGCACGCGUGCGGACAGCUGCAGAUUUUGAUGUCCUGGAUGGAGAAGUUGGUCGAUGGACGGGAGGACGAGGAGAAGAAUUUGGAUCAGAGGUUGGCUAAUAUCGUGGAGCAGCAUGUUCGAGUGAUCAAUUUUAUAGCUCUGACAGAGAACCUCCUGCACGAGAUAUCAUUGAUAGAAAUGGUGGGGUGCACUCUGAACAUGUGUUUCCUUGGCUAUUACACGAUGAUUGAAUGGGACUCUAAAGACCCUAUCAGCAGUCUGACGUACAUAGUACUCCUCACUUCUGUCACGUUUAACAUCUUCAUAUUCUGUUACAUCGGUGAAGUGUUGGCUGAACAGACAGUAAAAGUUGGAGAAAAGUCUUACAUGAUCGACUGGUAUCGAAUGCCAGGAAAGAAAGGUUUGGUCGUACCCUUGAUGAUCUCCAUGUCACAUUCGACCACCAAAAUCACCGCUGGCAAUCUCAUCGUUCUUUCAAUCAGUAGUUUCGGUGACGUUAUCAAGACUUCGGUAACAUACUUGAACAUGCUACGAACAUUCACAACCUAA
Molecule: messenger RNA, 1215 nt
Organism: Habropoda laboriosa
Lineage: Eukaryota; Metazoa; Arthropoda; Insecta; Hymenoptera; Apidae
Product: odorant receptor 63a-like
Exons: 5
Coding region: 1-1215 (404 amino acids)
Biological process (GO): detection of chemical stimulus involved in sensory perception of smell; sensory perception of smell
Cellular component (GO): plasma membrane
Molecular function (GO): odorant binding; olfactory receptor activity
Source: RefSeq, a predicted model, not a curated record